Messenger RNA from Aphanomyces invadans, 1592 nucleotides. RefSeq lists its product as hypothetical. NCBI's taxonomy places the organism in Eukaryota, Oomycota, Saprolegniomycetes, Saprolegniales, Verrucalvaceae. The transcript is spliced from 6 exons. Gene Ontology annotation, biological process: protein neddylation. Gene Ontology annotation, molecular function: NEDD8 activating enzyme activity. Gene Ontology annotation, cellular component: cytoplasm; nucleus. Bases 24 to 1250 code for a protein of 408 amino acids. The record is from RefSeq and is a predicted model, not a curated record.
GGGCGAGCUGCAUUCUGUCCUGUAUGCCGGAGUUUGUCGGCGCCGCAACUCCGCAUCACCAAGACUCCCCCGUGGGCAAGAAACAAAAGCCGAACAUGACAGGAAGUCGACGCGGCAACGUGCGUCACUGGGACCUUUACCGUCUUCUCCAUCGUCCGACGCCGUUCGGGAACGAAACAAACGAAGCCAUGGGGCUUGGCGAGUUUGUUCCAGGACAAGCGACCAUCGACUUUCUCCACAACGAGGCCAAGGUGCUCGUUUUGGGUGCGGGGGGGUUGGGGUGUGAGAUCCUCAAGGACCUGGCGUUCUCCGGGUUUCGGGACAUUCACGUCGUCGACAUGGACACCAUCGACGUGUCGAACCUCAACCGCCAGUUCCUCUUUAGACGUGCAGACGUGGGUCAGCCGAAAGCGACCGUUGCUGCCAAGUUUAUCAACGGGCGCAUUGAUGGCGUGAAGGUGACCCCACACUAUUGCAACUUGAAAACGUUGGACACGUCGUUCUACAGCGAGUUCAAGCUGGUCAUUUCGGGACUGGACAACAUCGAUGCACGACGUUAUGUCAACUCUGUGCUAGUCUCCAUCGUGGAGUUUGACGAUGACGGCGACAUCGACCCGAGCACGGUGAUUCCGUUCAUCGACGGCGGCACGGAGGGGUUCAAAGGCCAGGCCCGUGUCAUCCUUCCUCGCAUCACGUCGUGCUUCGAGUGCUCGUUGGAUGCGUUUCCACCGCCGACGUCGUUCCCAUUGUGCACGAUUGCUGAAACCCCACGGCAACCGUCCCAUUGCAUCUCGUACGCGUCGAUCAUUCUGUGGCCCAAGCACUUUCCCGACACAAAAAUGGACACGGACUCCCCAGAGCACAUGCAAUGGGUGUUCCAGCAAGCCGAAGCCCGCGCAACCAAAUUUGGGAUCCAAGGCGUGACGUACAACCUGACAUUGGGCGUCGUCAAGAAUAUCAUCCCUGCCGUGGCAUCCACGAAUGCAAUCAUUUCGGCCAUGUGCGUGAACGAAGCGCUGAAGGCAAUGACGUACUGCAGCCAAACGAUGAACAAUUAUCACAUGCACAUGGGAACGACGGGCAUUUACAGCCACACGUUUGUGUACGAGGUACCUCGGGCAAAGAUUGCGUGCGCACGAGCCAUUCAUGAGAAUGCGAGUCUAGAAAAAAAACUAUUGCAGUGUGUGUGCUUCGGAGACGCACGUCGUGACGGUGGAUCCGAGCAAGUCGCUCAAGGAGGCUCUGGAUGAGCUCAAGACCAUGUUUCGGCUCUCGAACCCGGCUGUGAGCUCAAGCAAAGGCAACUUGUUCAUGCCGAACCCGCCCGCGCUGUUCGAAGCGACCAAGGGCAAUUUGGACAAGCCAUUGGGGGCAUUGCUUGGGAAGGAUGACGCGCUCUUGACGAUCACGGACCCCGUUUACGUCGGCGACAUGUCUCUUCAAGUGCAUGUCGACUUUGUUGAAUCGAGCUAACGCUGCAUGUGGUGGCUGGGAUGGUGGGCGAACAGUUCAAUUUAUAACGCAAGAACCGAUGUCAAAUGGACCUUGCACCCACGGCGCAUGAUGUCGGCGAUCGUCGAGCCCAGUCGACG